CGCAUCAUAACUUUAGAUAUAGAGGGGACCUUAGAACAGAAUUCAACCAGCUCAUUUAUAGAUGAGGAAAUUGAGGAUUGGGAGAUCAAGUGAUUUUCCCCAUGUUACCCACUUGUGAGAGGCAGGAUUUGAAAGGAGAACUUCAGACCAGAUCCAGAGUUCUUUUCACUGGGCUACACUGCGGGAGGUGUGAACUGGUAGACAACAUAUAUUGACAGCAUCUACCCAGGGAGUCCAGAGCCUUGUUUGACUAAAAGAACAGAUGGAUUUCGAUGCUACUGAUUCCCAUGCAGAUGACCAGCAAUUCUGGCCCCAAGGCUUCUUCUCCAAGACAAGGAUACGAUUAAGCCCUGGGAUGCACCUAAUAAUCCAUGGAGUCUUGAUCCUCCUGUCCUUGAUCCUGAUUAUAUCCAUUGGAAUUGUGACUGCUCAAUGUUCUCAAGCAAAAGAGAAUAUGAACCUGGAAAUCAGGAUGUUGAAGGACUCUUUGGAGAAGAUUAAUACAACUAACAAUAUUCUGAAACAGAAGUAUGGGAAUUUCACAAAGAAAUUCUCCAAGAACUGGAAAAUUUACAAUGGAAGUCUCUACUACUUCUCCUGUGAUAUUCAAUCCUGGGAUGAGGCUGAGAAAAUCUGUGUAUCCCAGGAUUCUCACCUGGCAUCUGUGACUUCUGUAGGAGAACAGGAAUUUCUUUACAAAACAUUGAAGGGAGAGAGACAUUGGAUUGGGCUGAAUGAUAAACACACAGAAGACACCUGGAACUGGGUAGACGGGACCGUUUAUGAUGCAGAGAAGAGCAAAGGGUUCUGGAUGCCAGGACAACCUACCAACUACCAGGGGAAAGAGGACUGCGUAGAGAUGAAAAUGGAAGCACUCACUUCCUGGAAUGAUGAAAACUGUGAAUUAAAAUACAAAUUUAUCUGUGAGAGUCCUCUUGGGUUCUCCCUGGACUUCUGAAGGAGCAUCUCUCAGCCUGAAACAGAAUUCUAAGGUCCCUGGUUCUGCAUCCAGGAUUUCUUCCGAGAUCCAGCCUCCUGAGACACUCCCAGGUUUUUACCUUAAGAUACUGUUCAAUCCACCUUGGAAAGAUGCAGGGAUUUCAAAUUUUGGAAUAGAACUCUGAUCCAGGAGGACUUCAAUCCCCAAUUCUAAAGCUCAAGCAUUCUCAGUCCUCCAAAAUCCUAUUCUCAAUAAACUCAUUGAAUGUCAGAGUUGUAAAAGAUCUCCAAGAUUAAAUCCAAGCCAGUAGGAUCCCCCUCUAUAAAACUUCCUCAUCAUCUCCAUCUCAUAGAAUCCCUAGCAUUUUUCAAAGUACAACUGACCUCAUACCUAUGCCUUGAAACCUUUCCUGAUCCCCCAAUUGCUAUCCUUCUCCUCUUUUUGGAAGUACUUUGAAUUACUUUGCCUAUGUGUUUUAAUUAUUUUUACAUGUUGUAUCUCUCUCUUCAUUUGAAUAUAAGCUCCCAGUGCCCUAAAGGUAUAAAACUGUGCAGUCCAGCAAUACCACUACUAAGUCUGAAUCCAAAAGAGAUGUUUAUGAAAGGAAUAAAGGACCUAUUUGUAAUAUU
This is a messenger RNA of Sarcophilus harrisii (Tasmanian devil), 1569 nucleotides long. RefSeq names its product C-type lectin domain family 4 member K-like. Bases 263 to 958 code for a protein of 231 amino acids. The record is from RefSeq and is a predicted model, not a curated record. The transcript has 6 exons. Lineage: Eukaryota; Metazoa; Chordata; Mammalia; Dasyuromorphia; Dasyuridae.